Messenger RNA from Lingula anatina, 3933 nucleotides. RefSeq lists its product as uncharacterized. The record is from RefSeq and is a predicted model, not a curated record. Lineage: Eukaryota; Metazoa; Brachiopoda; Lingulata; Lingulida; Lingulidae.
AUGAAAAAGCCAUGGAGAAGAAACUUAACACAACUUAUAUAUAAUGGCUUAAAAGAUAUUGAGAACCUUGUGAAUGACAACAGCAAUCAGAUAGUGAUAGUGAAAGGCGCCAAGCCAGCACCACCUGAAGUAGCACCUAGUGAACAGAGUACUAUGCAGCCCUCCUCAGGAGAAGAUCAAUCUGCUGGUUGGCCUGAUAUUAAUGAACAAGAUCUUAAAAAAUCUUCUGGAAAAGGUAGUGCAGCUAGUUCAAAGAUGUCUGCAGCUUCUCUCUCCAAACUUCCUGCAGCAGCACCUGCUCCUUCAGUGGACAUGCUGCCCUCUGCUGGGAAGGGGGAGUUUUCCAAAGCCCCAGUCUUGCCUCCCAUUCAAGCUGGUCUUACAGCACAAGGACCUGGAGUUGUACCUCACGUCCAUAUCGAGCCUCCGACACCACAGCAGUCAAUUCUUGCCUCCAGAGAGCAGACCAACCUCACCCGCACCGCCAGCCAGAUGACCAAUAGCAGGCUGGAGGAACAUGAUGAAGAAGAUGAGGGGUUGGAAGACCAAGAGGAGCAGGAGCAGUGGGCAACACAUGUUGAUGAGGAAGAAAUAAUGAAGAAAGCAAAUGAGAAAUCAGCUGAGAAGAAAUCAAGAGUACCUCUCAGUGCAAGGAGCAGUAGAAGUAAAGGACCUAUGGCUGCGGGAGGUCCCCACUUACACAGCAGUGCAGAGUCUCUCAGUGCUUCCCUUAACUCCCUGGAUGACCUUCCCAGGGUGCACUCAGCAAGGUCAGGGUUCAAGGCCAGUCCUCUGGGUUCUGUGACAGGAAAAAGUGUAUCUUCCAAGAAAUCUAUUGGAAGUGCCCAGAGCUAUGCCAGCCAUAGGAGUCACAAGAGUACAAAGAGUGAUGAUUCACAUAAAGGCAGUGUGGUACUUCUGAAUGGAGGAGCACUGUCUAUUGGUGGUGCUGUAAUCAUGAAACCCAAGGAUUCUGAGGAACAUCUGGCUGUGGAAGUAGGUGGAGGAGAUGGCAGAGAUUCAGGACACCAUUCAGAAGAAGAGGAAGCACCACUGCAUGCAUCUGGACAUGCACGUGCACGUGCUGCACCUGCUGCACGUACAAAGGAAACUACACAACAAGAAAGCAAGGUUACUGAAGGAAGUUCAGAUGUAGAAAGACAAUAUGGGAAAUACCGAGCUGUAGACUUUCACGGUGGUGAUUUUGAUGCCACGGCAUCCAUGUACACCUGGAGUUACAAUCCCCAGGGGGAGUCCGUGUCAAAAUUUGGCACAUCAGUGCGGUCAAGCACAAUUAUCACAGGUCACACAGCUGACUCAGUUUCUGAGGGUUUGCCUGCCUCAGAGUAUUCUGUACCACCUGCCAAGUCUUCUAACACCCCUGCAGUGUUUCUUGAGCCUGAAAUUAGGGUUCAGAAGUCAUUGUCACCAGGGUCUAGCUUGGGACACUCUGAUGUUUUAACAGGGCUUGAAGCUGAUAACCAGUCCCACUCUCAUACCUCUGAGGCAGAAGCUGCAGCAGCAGUAACUGAGUCACAACAGGAGGCAGAGAAGAAAUUGAUUGAGGCACUGACUGCGCAUGCUCGUGCGAUCGCAGUCAGUGUUCUCAAUAAGAGUGAUGCAGGACAGGACCUAGAGGAGGAUGCAAGGCUUGCAGCUGAGUUGUGGAUGGAGCGUUUGCCAACGCCAACACAAAUUAUUUCCCGUAGUCAGUCACUGAAAGAUGUUUCAUAUUUAGACUAUGAACAUGAUCAUGAUGAAGAUGAGGCUGUGAUGGAGAUAGUUAAACGUAGAAUGAAGAGUGCUGAACCCACCGCUGCUGAGUACAGAGAUUUACUGCGUGAAACACUGGCUAGUGUGGUGACCAAGGGCACGGGUAGUCCCAGCGUUCAUUCAGUAGAUGAAGUAAGUCCAGAGUUGAUAGAAGCUCUGGCAAACAAGGAGGACAUAAGGCCAGAAGAUCUAGAAAUAAUUCAAAAUGAGGAAGGCAAGAGUGUCAUUCGCUCCAGAACACACAGUCAGAGCCAUAGUCAAAGUAAAACUCAAAGUCGAAGUCAAAGUCAGACACACAGUCGUGGUCUCAGUCAUGGUCAUAGUGAGGCUCGUAAAGGGACUGGACGCAGUGAGGUAUCCCAGCAUUCUUCACAUGUGUCUCAGUCUCGGCGGUCCAGUGGGAGUGCAGUGAGGAGUGCUGUGGACACACUUGAGAGGAAAGCAUCAGGACAGGAAGAUGGCCACGUGAUGCCGGAAGCAUCUGCUGCUGACCAAAUGGAAGAUGUUGAUGCACAAGUAGCUUCAAUGGACCUUAUCCCCUAUGCUCCCUUGCCACCUAUAGCUACAGCUGAUGACAGUAGUGCACAACCAAGUCUACCACCAGAUGGCUCUGGUGAAAGCUUUAAGCCAUCUGCUCCAGGAAGCCCAGCAAAGUCUUCCAAAUCUGCCAAAUCUGGGAAAUCUGCCAAGUCUGUGAAGUUUGUAGAGAAUGUUAAAGAAGAGAAACCAGAUCCUGUGAAAGGAAAGAAGAAAGCGUCAGCAAAGAAAGCGGGAGAGACAUUAGUUGUGACAGUGACUGAUGAUGUAGAGCCAGAGUUGUCCAAGGAAGAAGCAGACAAAAAGGUGCUAGCAGAAGUUGCUCAGGAACUUGCUCAAGCUGAUGCCAAAUCCACAAAGAGUGCAAAGAGUGAUAAAAGUUCAAAAAGUGCCAAAAGUGGAAAGAGUGCUAAGAGUGCUAAAAGUGGGGCAUCAAAGAAGAGUAAGACGCCUGAUGACAAGAAGAUAUCAGAGAAAGAAUUUGUUGUUGGUAAAGUUGAGAACAAGAAAGAGUUGGAAGAACUUUAUGCUCAGCCUGAAGAUCCUGCUGCAAAAGAAAAUAAUAAAAAACCCAUUGUCAAAAAAGAACUCACACAAGAGAAAUUGGCUGAGAAAGCUGCAGCAGCUGAAGCAUUGGCAGACCGUUUCUUGUCUCAGUAUGAUUUAAGUGAGACUAAAACUGGUGAUGCCAAGAAGCCAAAGAAACCUUCAGUGCCUGUUGUAAGCAAGGCUAAAAAGACAGCUCCAAAAGGUAAAAAGAAGAAAGAAGCAGCACCUGCAAAGAAGUCUAAAGCAAAGAAGAAGGUAGAGGAAGCAGACGAAGAUGAACCACCCAAAACCCUCACUCCUACCACAGUAAUGGAGGUGAAGGCAGAGGAGGGAGAGAAACAGUCAGGCACAGAGUCUCCCACUCCUUCUCACACCACCACAGAGAGCUCAAUGUCCUUCAUCAUAGUGCGGGACGAGUUUGAGGCCACACCAGAGCCAGAGGAGAAGUCAGAGACCAAGUCCAGGGUCCUGUCCUCCAUCCAUACUGAGAAGACAGAGGAGGAGGAGGAGGGUGGAAGUGAGACUGAGUCUGUACAGCUGAAGAACGUUACAGACAAAGCUGCCAGAGAACGAAAACGACAAGCUGACCGUGAGCGAAGAAAACAGGAAGUGGAGAGAAAGAGGAAAGAACGUGAGGAACAGAUCCGGAAAGAGAAAGAAGCACAGGAGGCUAAAGAAAAGCUUUGGAAAGAAAUGGAAGAAGAAAGGAGAAGGAAAGAAGAAGAGAUAAGACUACGGAAAGAACAAGCUGAAGAAGAAGAAAGACUGGCAGAGGAAAGGGAAAAGGAGGCUGAGAAAAGGCGCCUAGCAGAAAUGGACCGUGAAAAGAGAAUGAAGGAAGAGUAUGUUAGAAAACUGGAAGAAAUGAGAAAGAAGCAGAAACUGGAGGAAGAAAAGCGGAAAGAGUUAGAAAGGCAACGCCAAGAAGAAGAAGAAAGACUUAGGCUUGAAGAGGAGGCAAUGUUGGCAACUAUGGCAGAAGCUGAGCGAGAAGAAUAUGAAAGGAAAAAGAAAGAAGAGGCAGAACUGAGGGCUAAACGUGAAGAGGAAGAAAGGUAAGUUUUUCAUGAAAUG